AACCUUCCCCCCUAAAAUGGCUACCCGCAUCCAAUUCGAAAACAACAGCGAUAUCGGUGUUUUCAGUAAGCUGACGAACAGCUACUGCCUGUGCGCCAUCCAAGGCAGCACCAACUUUUACUCCGCGUUCGAGAGCGAGCUUGGGGAUGUCAUUCCGAUCGUGCACUCCAGCAUUGGUGGGACACGGAUCGUUGGCCGGCUAACAGCUGGCAACCGCCAUGGCCUCCUUGUUCCCUCCACGACCACGGACCAAGAGCUCCAACAUCUCCGAAACUCUCUCCCCGACGCCGUCGCGAUCCAGCGCGUAGAGGAGCGCCUCUCUGCGCUCGGAAACGUCAUCGCAUGCAACGACUACGUUGCCCUCGUCCACCCCGAUAUCGACCGUGAGACGGAGGAGAUCAUUGCCGAUGUCCUGAAGGUGGAGGUUUUCCGGCAGACGAUCGCGGACAACGUGCUUGUCGGAAGUUAUGCCGUGAUCUCGAACCAGGGCGGGAUCGUUCACCCGAAGACGAGCAUACAGGAUCAGGACGAGCUGAGCAGUCUUCUCCAAGUUCCUCUUGUGGCCGGAACCGUGAACCGUGGUUCCGACGUGCUGGGUGCGGGACUCGUGGUGAAUGACUGGUGUGCAUUCACCGGGCUUGACACGACGGCUACCGAAAUCAGCGUCAUCGAAGCGGCCUUCAAGUUGCAGGGCCAGAGUUCGGCAGCAGUCAUUGGCGAGAUGCGCGAUUCGCUCAUCGACAGCUGGGCGUGAACGUUCGUUCGGCGGACAUGGCUUCCGGGUUUCCUCGUGCGUUGUAUCGAUUCCGAUUCGUCCGUGUUGUGUUGCAUAUUGGGGGCAAGGUCAAGCGCAGUCUAGUCAUCAUGUAUCCCUACUACGAACUCUACGACACCAAUGUAGACGUAUGUUUUUUCUGCCGUCUCACAAAAACCUCUUACGAUCGAG
This is a messenger RNA of Trametes versicolor FP-101664 SS1, 946 nucleotides long. Its product is annotated as eukaryotic translation initiation factor 6. Gene Ontology annotation, cellular component: cytosol; nucleolus; preribosome, large subunit precursor. The record is from RefSeq and is a predicted model, not a curated record. Lineage: Eukaryota; Fungi; Basidiomycota; Agaricomycetes; Polyporales; Polyporaceae. Bases 17 to 754 code for a protein of 245 amino acids. The transcript has 5 exons. Gene Ontology annotation, biological process: maturation of LSU-rRNA; ribosomal subunit export from nucleus; assembly of large subunit precursor of preribosome. Gene Ontology annotation, molecular function: ribosomal large subunit binding.